This is a messenger RNA of Dovyalis caffra, 159 nucleotides long. The record is from the annotation of a GenBank genome assembly. Lineage: Eukaryota; Viridiplantae; Streptophyta; Magnoliopsida; Malpighiales; Salicaceae.
AUGGACAUCAAAGAGGCAUGGCCAAAUGACCACGAAUCCAAGUCGGGAAAGAAAAUCGAGUUGGCUAUUGCAUCAUCAAAAAGAGAGAGGAUCGAUAUGAUUCUAAAAGCUAAUCAUGGGCUUGGAGCCGACUAUGAGCUUGGGGGAUGUCAAAUGUGA